Molecule: messenger RNA, 3683 nt
Organism: Nicotiana attenuata
Lineage: Eukaryota; Viridiplantae; Streptophyta; Magnoliopsida; Solanales; Solanaceae
Product: pentatricopeptide repeat-containing protein At3g24000, mitochondrial
Exons: 2
Coding region: 125-3226 (1033 amino acids)
Biological process (GO): RNA modification
Molecular function (GO): protein binding; zinc ion binding; RNA binding
Source: RefSeq, a predicted model, not a curated record
CAAAAGACAAGUAAUAUGGGCUAGAAGGAGUACUUGAUUUACCGGAAGAAGUACUAUUUUGGCAACUGAAGUUGCAACCCAAAGGUUGAAAUAAUACUGCAGCUUUGUUUCUACAACUGAUUUUAUGAGUGCUUUAUUGCUCUAUCAUAUCAGAACCAGACAUACUUGCCUUCACAACAAGCUCUGCGCUUUGAACAUUUACUUCAGCACAAUCUCAGUCCAAUGCAGACAACAGCAGCCCAUAAACCGCCCCUUUCAAUGCCUACAGCACCACCUAGAACCAGAAAUCUCUGGGUUUCAUCAAAAGGGCUUCUCCAAAAUCACCCAACAAAUUGUUGGAAGGGCAGUUCAUGCAGUUUGUCUAAAGGAAGAACCCCAUUUGAGCAUUUUCCAUUACAACACUUUGAUCGGUAUGUAUUCGAAAUUUGGGAACACCGAAGCUGCUCGUCAUGUGUUCGAUUUAAUGCCCGGGAGAAAUGGGGCGUCUUGGAAUAAUAUGAUAUCUGGGUUUGUUAGGAUGGGUCUUUACUGGGAUGCUGUAAUUCUUUUUGUUGAAAUGUGGGGUUUUGGAAUUCAACCAAACGGGUAUUUCAUAGCUAGCUUGUUGACUGCAUUCAGUAGAUUGGAAAAUAUGGUUUUGGAAGGAUUUCAAAUUCAUGGAUUGGUUUUGAAAUAUGGUUUGUUGAAUGAUGUUUUUGUGGGAACUUCUUUUCUCCAUUUUUAUGGUGUAUAUGGACUACCUUUUAGUGCUAAAACACUGUUUGAGGAAAUGCCUGAGAGGAAUGUUGUUACUUGGACUUCUUUGAUGGUCGCAUAUUCCGAUAAUGGUUACCCAGAGGUGGUAAUAGAUCUAUACCAGAGAAUGAGACAUGAAGAGGUGUCUGGUAAUGAAAACACAUGUACUGCUGUUAUUAGUUCUUCCCUAGCUCUUGAUGAUGAUUUUCUGGGUCAUCAAAUGCUAGGUCAGGUUGUAAAGUCCGGAUUCCAAGACAAUGUUUCUGUAUCAAAUUCUCUUAUUUCGAUGUUUGGUAGUUUUGGUUGCAUUGAAGAUGCCUCUUAUAUCUUUGAGGGCAUGAUUGACCGUGACACUAUAUCGUGGAAUUCGAUUAUUUCAGCACUAGCAUAUAACCAAUUGUGCGAGAAAGCGUUCAGCUCGUUUUCUGAAAUGCGUCAUGUUCACGAUGAUGUCAAUUCAACUACACUUUCUGCAUUGUUGUCUGUUUGUGGAACUAUCAAGUGUCUAAACUUAGGCAGAGGUGUUCAUGGUUUGUCGUUGAAAUUGGGAUGGGAUUCUAAUAUUUGUGUCUGUAAUACUCUUCUCUCCAUGUAUUUGGAGGCUUCGAGGCCCAAAGAUGCGGAAAGUUUGUUCUUUGCCAUGCCAGCAAAGGAUGUGAUUUCGUGGAACUCCAUGAUGGCUGGUUAUGUUUUAACAGUUAAGUACUUCAAGGCUUUGGAAGUGUUCGCCGAACUGCUUCACUUGCAAAGAACAGUUAACUAUGUGACUUUCGCUAGUGCUUUGGCUGCAUGUUCAGAUGGUCAGUUGCUUCUUGAAGGAAAAACUGUUCAUGCUCUUGUAAUUGUUCAUGGGCUCCAUGACAAUUUAAUAGUUGGCAAUGCAUUAGUCACCAUGUAUGGGAAGUGUGGUAUGAUGUUGGAGGCUAAAAAGGUAUUUCACAAAAUGCCUGACAAGGAAUUAGUCACUUGGAAUGCAUUGAUUGGUGGCUAUGCAGAUAAUAAGGACACACUUGAGGCAGUGAGAAAUUUUAAGUCAAUGAGAGAGGAAGAGAAUUCUCCAAAUUACAUCACUUUGAUUAAUGUUCUUGGUUCUUGCUCAACUGAAACUGAUCUGCUGAAGUAUGGCAUGCCGUUGCAUGGACAUAUAAUUCUGACUGGUUUUGAGACAAAUGAAUACGUCAGGAACUCUCUCAUCACUAUGUAUGCGGACUGUGGCGAUCUCGAUUCAAGUAAUCUUAUCUUUGAUGCACUACUAAAUAAGACAUCAGUGACCUGGAAUGCUAUGCUUGCCGCCAAUGCUCGUGUUGGUCUCUGGGAGGAAGCGUUGAAACUUCUUCUGCAGAUGCAAAGGGAAAAACUGGAGUUUGACCAAUUCAGCCUCUCUGCUGCACUUUCAGCUGCAGCAAACUUGGCAUCCUUGGAAGAGGGUCAACAGAUUCACUGUUUAGCUACUAAACUUGGGUUUGACUCAAAUUCUUUUGUUGGAAAUGCUACAAUGGAUAUGUAUGGGAAAUGUGGUGAAAUGAAUGAUGUUCUGAAAAUAUUCCCCGAACCAAAUAUGCGUCCAAGAUUGUCUUGGAAUGUAUUAAUAUCUGUUUUUGCCAGACAUGGACUUUUCCAGAAAGCUAGGGAUACUUUUCACGAUAUGGUAAAGCAAGGUUCAAAGCCAGACCAUGUCACUUUUGUCUCUCUUCUAUCAGCCUGUAGUCACGGUGGUCUAGUAGAUGAAGGUCUUAGAUAUUUUGCUUCUAUGGCUUCUGAAUUUGGAGUCCCGGCUGGCAUAGAGCACUGCGUUUGCGUAGUAGACCUUCUUGGAAGAUCUGGAAGGUUCCCUGAAGCCAUUGCUUUUAUUAAAGAAAUGCCAGUGCCACCAAAUGACUUCGUUUGGAGAAGCUUGUUGGCAGCAUGCAGGAUGCAUGGAAAUACAGAACUAGGAAAGGUAGCAGCCGAAAAUCUUCUGAAAUCUAACCCAUCGGAUGACUCAGCUUAUGUUCUUUAUUCAAAUAUGUGUGCAACUUCGGGGAGAUGGCAGGACGUUCAGAAUGUGAGAGCUGAAAUGGAAUCGCAUAAAGUGAAAAAGCAGCUUGCUUGCAGUUGGGUCAAGUUAAAGAACCAAAUAUGCACCUUUGGGAUCGGAGACUUGUCUCACCCGAAGUCAGAGAAAAUAUACGGGAAGUUGACAGAACUGAGAAAAAAGAUUCAGGAGGCCGGUUAUAUUGCUGAUACAAGCUUUGCAUUGCAUGACACGGAUGAAGAACAGAAAGAGCACAAUUUAUGGAUGCAUAGUGAAAGACUUGCACUAGCAUACGGUUUGAUUAGUACUCCUGAAGGUUCAACUCUUCGAAUAUUUAAGAACCUUAGAGUCUGUGGCGAUUGCCAUUCAGUUUUCAAGUUCGCAAGCAGCAUUAUUAGGAGGGAAAUCAUAUUGAGGGAUCCUUAUCGGUUUCACCAUUUUAGUGGUGGCCAAUGUUCUUGUGGUGAUUACUGGUGAUAAUGGUGUUGGUAAUCUGUGAUAAAUUUUAAAGAUUUGACUGGUAUUGUUGACUGCGCACUCUACUUAGCUCUUGGAAGGGAGCACCAGCCCGAUUGUGUCGAGCAGGAAAUGAACUUUCAUGGCAAUUUCUGUAUAUUCCUUUUUGUCCUUGCUAGAGACUGUCCCUGAAACUAUGAAAGAAAUUUCCUCCUAUAUCUAUAAGAACCUGUGAAGAUGGUUUCUAUGAGGAGAAAUGAUGGGAUUUUGGAGAACCGCACAGAGAAUCAUCCGGCUAUAUGACAACUUUUAAUACUUUAAUCUAUACAAAAGAUUAUGUCCACCCAAUGUUACACCAAGUGAAUGAAUAUAAAAAGUAUACGUCUCUUUACAAACAUUUUCAUUUAACCAUUGUUAAGUAAUAUGUAUUUUAUUUUAAUUUGUAACUUUUGAGGUUAAAGUGUCCAUUUUAGCCAUU